Molecule: messenger RNA, 243 nt
Organism: Durusdinium trenchii
Lineage: Eukaryota; Dinophyceae; Suessiales; Symbiodiniaceae
Source: the annotation of a GenBank genome assembly
AUGGUGGAGCUCCGCAAGUGGGUGGAUCGAUCGCAGCAGGUCAUGACCUCGAAGCUGGACGCGCUCCUGAAUUCCCAGGUGAUUGCGAAGAGGCCCAUCGUCCGGCGGAAGUUAAAGGGCCCUCGGAAGGAUGCGGAUGCCGACAGGAAGACUCUUUUUUCUGAUGGGGACGCCGAUUCACCAAGUGAGGCGUCGCUCCACUCGCGAAGAAAUUCGCUCGCAGAGAAGUGCACAAGAGCUUGA